UUGUAUUAAAAUAUUUCACAACAAAAUAAAUUUAAUUAAAUUCACCCCAAAACAAAAUAAAUAAAAAUAUAUUUAAAAUGUGGCCAAUAAUCAUGGGACUUUUACGCUCCAAUGCGGUAUUAAUAACACUUCCAAUUGCCUGUGUUGUUGGAGCAAUCGGAUACAAUUUGGAAAGCCUUCUAUCCGACAAAUAUACGCCUUACAGCAAAUCUAUUCAAGAAAACCGCGCCGAACGUUUGGCUAGCGAAAACACCUUGGACAAUGCUGCGAUAGUUGAGAAACUGAGGCUAAAUGAGAAUGUUCUCGAGCGAAAUCUAUCGCCUUCUUUGCAGAAAAAAGUUAAUGCUUAAAGAAUUGAUUAAUUUAAAAUUUUAAGAUAAUUUUUGUGAAAUGUGAAUGAUUGUUACGAAAUUAACGAGAAUGUUGAUGAAAAAUAUAAAAUAAGAACUGGAAAAUUAUAAA
This is a messenger RNA of Episyrphus balteatus (marmalade hoverfly), 462 nucleotides long. RefSeq names its product small integral membrane protein 12-A. Bases 78 to 350 code for a protein of 90 amino acids. NCBI's taxonomy places the organism in Eukaryota, Metazoa, Arthropoda, Insecta, Diptera, Syrphidae. The record is from RefSeq and is a predicted model, not a curated record. The transcript has 2 exons.